GUUCGUCUGACAGACCUGCUCUCUGCUCCAAUCCUGCGCUCACACUGCCUGCUGCUUUCCUGUAAGUACUACAGGGUCACACAGCCAUUUCAACUUUUAGAAAUGAUGAAGGGAAAGAUGUCUCUUGCUGCUUGAAUAACUCACCAGGACUUAUGAAUGAAAACACAUCAGACACAAAGGGGACAGAGAGGGUGAGAACACGUUAUUGCAUUCGGAGCUUCCUGUCCUGGUGUAACUGUCAGAGCAUAAUGGUGGCAUUUAAAGGGAUCUGGACCAAGGACUUCUGGAGGGCUGUGUCUGGAGAAUACCUUGCCACUCUCAUCUUUGUCUUUCUCGGUCUGGGUUCCACCAUCAACUGGGCUGCAGGGGAGGAGAAGCCUCCCCCAGCUGACUUAGUCCUUAUCUCUCUGUGCUUUGGCCUAAGCAUCGCCACUAUGGUGCAAUGUUUUGGUCACAUCAGUGGCGGACACAUUAACCCGGCGGUCACAGCUGCGAUGGUUGUAACAAGAAAGCUGAGCCUGGCAAAGGCAAUAUUCUAUGUGGUGGCUCAGUGCCUCGGAGGUAUCACAGGAGCUGGGAUCCUGUAUUUAGUAACACCUGCUGCUGUUAGAGGGUCCUUCGGUGUGACCUCGGUGAACGCCAACAUUUCAUUAGGACACGCUCUUCUUGUGGAGCUCCUUAUUACAUUCGAACUGGUCUUCACCAUCUUCGCCACCUGUGAUCCCAAACGCACAGACCUUGGAGGCUCUGCUAGCCUUUCCAUCGGCUUUGCUGUAGCUAUUGGUCACUUGUUUGCAAUCCCUUAUACUGGAGCCAGCAUGAACCCAGCUCGAUCCUUCGCGCCUGCGCUGGUCACACUUAACUUCGAGAACCACUGGGUGUACUGGGUGGGACCCAUUCUGGGAGGCAUCCUUGCUGCUGGUCUGUAUGAAUACCUGUACUGCCCUAACCCCGAGACAAAGAAGAGGCUAAAGCAGGUCUUUCAGAAGGACCAGUCAGGGGUAUACAGGGAGGUGGAGACAGAGGACAUUGCCAUCAAGCCGGGAUCCAUCCAUACUAUCGAUCUGGAGAAAGCUGAGAAAAAGGAUCCUUUCCGGGACUCGACGGGAGAAGUGCUGUCUUCAGUAUGACUAUCACGUGCACUGGAAAUGGAGACCAAUUUGUAGAGCAGAAUGACAAUCAAACUUUGGAGUACCCAUCUUGAGUUUGCCCCCUCCCCCCCUGCAAAUCAGAAUAUGAUUUCUGUCCACGAGGCUUCACAGCAAGGCUAAAUUACUCUCAUUGUCAUAAAGCUAAUAUGAUGUUAUGGCUCAAUCCCACAAACAUCUACAACCUGUUCAAUACUCCUCCUGAGGCCCUCCCGUAACAAUUUUACAGCAGCGUUGGCAUGUGGCCGCACAUUGCACAUUGCACUGCUGAAUGCCGGCCCGCAAUACAUUGUGGUUGGGAAAUAUGUGUGGGGUCAACCAAUUAUGUGGGGUCAUCACGCUGAAUUGGAGAAAUGAAGAAGAAAACGCAGGCUUGUUAUUUUUGGAUUAGUGUCACAUUUGGUCUAUGUGCUGUAUGUUUAAUAACAGGAGAGAAUUUCCUUGUAAUCAUUAAGCACAUUACCGGUCCCGAGCAAUGUAAGGCAGUUCUGACAAGCAUUAUUACCAAAGUUGUAUUACAGCGCUCUCUAUUUCCAGUGCAUUAGUCGGGGAAACAACCAGUUAAUGGACAUGGAAUCACUUUUUGAUGUUUAUUACGUCUAUUGCUACAUAAUGUUUUUGGUGUUUUUUCUAUUUCGUAAAAAAAAGAUGUAAUUCUUAGCUGUUGUUAUUUUAACGAUCUAGAUUUGGUUUGUGUAACAUGUUUCAUAUUUCUCUUUAUGGUUUUAUUUCAGACUUAAGUUGUUAACUUAUUGAUAAGACAUUUGGCUGAUGUCUUUAUGAUUUUGCAUUUUGCUCGGUUCUUGUUUUAUGCUUGCACAUAAAAACGUAUACUGGAAGUUAUAGAAGAUGUAAAAGAUCUUUAAGUUUUAAUAAUAAAGUCUAUUUUAAUUUGUUAGUAAA
Messenger RNA from Cottoperca gobio, 2051 nucleotides. RefSeq names its product aquaporin-4-like. Gene Ontology annotation, biological process: transmembrane transport; water transport. The coding region runs from base 153 to 1130 and encodes 325 amino acids. The transcript is spliced from 5 exons. The record is from RefSeq and is a predicted model, not a curated record. NCBI's taxonomy places the organism in Eukaryota, Metazoa, Chordata, Actinopteri, Perciformes, Bovichtidae. Gene Ontology annotation, molecular function: water channel activity. Gene Ontology annotation, cellular component: plasma membrane; basolateral plasma membrane.